AUGAAGGAUAUUCGGUUGCAUUUUGUUCAAACUGGUUCCGACGACAAACCAUUGCUACUAUUUAUUCAUGGUUACCCAGAAUUUUGGUAUUCUUGGCGGUUUCAAUUGGAGGAAUUUAAAAAUGAUUAUAGAUGUGUAGCACUUGACCAAAGAGGAUAUAACUUAUCGGACAAGCCCCCUCUAAUUGAGCAUUACAACAUCAGAGAACUCAUAAAUGACAUCAAGAAUGUCAUCGAGGAAUUGGGCUAUAAGUCUGCCGCAAUAGCAGCUCAUGAUUGGGGUGGAAUAGUCGCCUGGCAAUUUGCCGAAUUCUAUCCUGAAAUGGUUGAAAAGUUGAUUUGUAUGAAUAUUCCACGACCAAUUACACUUAUGAAUCAUCUUCGGAAUUCUUAUAAACAGUUCAAAAUGAGUUGGUACUUUUUUUUGUAUCAAACUCCACGAAUUCCAGAAAUUUUAUGUUUCGCUGAAGACAUGAAAAUAUUUGAAGACUGCUUUAGAUCAAAGGAGAUGGGAAUAAGAAAUCGCGAGUAUUUUACUGAUGAAGAUCUCGAAGCUUGGAAAUACACAUUUUCUAAUAAUGGAGCAUCAUUCAAAUACCCUAUCAAUUAUUACCGUAAUAUGUUCGAUCCAACAAUGCUGAACGGGAAAGAAGAAAUCUUGAAAAUGCCGGUAUUAAUCAUUUGGGGAACAGAGGAUGGAGCCCUGGGAAAAGAAUUAGCACAUCUAAGUUUAAAGAAUCUGGAAAACGGCAAAGUAGAGUACAUUGAAGGCGCUUCACAUUGGGUUCAACAGGAUGCUCCGCUAACUGUGAACAAGUUGAUGCGCGAAUUUUUGUUCCAAUAA
Molecule: messenger RNA, 843 nt
Organism: Caenorhabditis bovis
Lineage: Eukaryota; Metazoa; Nematoda; Chromadorea; Rhabditida; Rhabditidae
Source: the annotation of a GenBank genome assembly